AUGACGAUUGAACCAAAUACAUGGACUACGAAAGAGGGUGAUUCAGUCGCUAAAAGAGAGCAGCUACCUCUCAUACUGGCAUGGGCUUCAAGCAUUCACAAGUGUCAGGGUAUGACUCUUGACCGCCUUCACACCGAUCUCUCCAGAGCUUUCGAAAAUGGAAUGGUUUAUGUAGCUCUUUCCAGAGUGAGAAGCUUGGAAGGCCUGUAUUUAUCUGGUUUCGACCCCUCGAAGAUUAAGGUGCACCCUAAGGUUGUGCAGUUUUAUAACAAAUUUACUAGUGAACAAGAUAAGGAGGGUGAGGAUGAUAAUGGCAGCCAGAACAAAAAUGGCAGCAAUGAUAACGGCAGCCAGGAAAUUGAUGGCAGAAAAUACGUGCGGGUUUACUUGAAAUAA
This is a messenger RNA of Prunus armeniaca (apricot), 396 nucleotides long. The record is from the annotation of a GenBank genome assembly. Lineage: Eukaryota; Viridiplantae; Streptophyta; Magnoliopsida; Rosales; Rosaceae.